ACUGAGCGAUCCGAACGAAAGUGGAGUGAUGAAAUGGAGAAACAGUUCGAGGAGCUGCUCAGCGCGGGUCUUACGUCCAAACAAAUAAGCAUUUGCUUGAAAGUGUCGCAGACAACUGUCAAUUAUCGGAUACGAAUGAAGCGGCUGAAGGAAGAACAGGCCGAAUUCGUCAGCAAAGAGUUGAAUGACAGUGCUCGACAAACGCUCUAUGAUUUCGUCACAAAGUGGCUUUCUCCGAGGCGAUGCCCAUUGGAGUUGCAGGACAUGCUUCCUGAAAGGCUCUCCUGGAAUGCUGCUGAUUUUGCAAUGGUGGAAGACCAAAAAAAGGCGAUGUCAUUUUUGCCAUGGCAAACUAUUGCACAGAAAAUGCAUUGUUCUUUGCUCGAAAUCCAAGGACACUGGUUGCAUGAAGUCGAAAAAUUACGUGAAGCGUGCGAAAGCUGCGGUGGUAAUUCAGAGGAAGCCACAAAAAUGUGCUGCCCCGGAGUCCCAAUGAUCACCGCCGGAGAAUUCAGACGUGCUUUAUCUCUAAUUCUUGAGCAAAAUCCGGAAUCCGCUCGUUUCAUCGAUGUAAGCAAGCUGCAGCAGAGGUACUGA
This is a messenger RNA of Gongylonema pulchrum, 597 nucleotides long. NCBI's taxonomy places the organism in Eukaryota, Metazoa, Nematoda, Chromadorea, Rhabditida, Gongylonematidae. The record is from the annotation of a GenBank genome assembly.